Carica papaya (papaya) is the source of this 1969-nucleotide messenger RNA. NCBI's taxonomy places the organism in Eukaryota, Viridiplantae, Streptophyta, Magnoliopsida, Brassicales, Caricaceae. The record is from RefSeq and is a predicted model, not a curated record.
CUUCCACCGUUUAUUUUGAUCCGGGUUCUCUCGGAAAUUGGCUUCUCUGUCUAGGGUUUCCAUAGAAACAUCUCUUGUGAUCAAUCCUUUUCAUUCCCAGUAUAGUCAUCUUCUUACUAAGCAAUCCUUUCGGUUCUCUCCCUUUUCUGUUUCCUGCUCUGUUAAUUCGUGAACUUAGGGUUUCUGGAGACUGCUCUAAGUUUAGGGCUUUGUUUUGAUAUUACUUUUACUUCAGGCUUCGACGACUAAAAAACCAGCGGAACAAUGCCUCCAAGGACCGGGAAGAGAGGAGCCGCAGCUUCAGGGCAGAAGAGGACGCCUCGGGCCACCAGAGGCACGCCCAAGGCGCAGAAUAAUCCGCCAGAAAAAACGGCGGAGACAGCCAAGGUCGAGGAGGCUCCUGUGGUGGCUGCUGUGGAAGAGAAAGAUGAUGUGAAGGUAGAGGAGGUAACGGUUGUUGAGAAGGAGGAGAUAAUUGAAGAGGAAACCGUUCUUGUUGACAAGGCAUGUUCGGAGUCCGGAGAGAAAUCGGACGUAAACGGGAUGCUCCCUUUGAAAAAAGAGGAGGAGGUAAAAGAAUCUGGAGAUGAAUAUGGGAAGGAUGAGAGAUUAGAAUUGGAUGAUAAUGAACCUGAAUCUGAACCAAAAGAGUAUUGUGGGGUCGAUUAUGAUGAGAAGGAACCUGGGCAGGAGGAUGUUCAGGAGGUUGGAGAUGAUGAAGAGGAGGAACCAGAGGAGGAGAUCAUUGGUGAUGAGGAAGGUGGUGAUUUGCCAGAGGUCAAAACUGUGUUUGUUGAUGGUCUUCCGGCUUCAUGGGAUGAGGAUCGUGUUAGGGAACUUCUAAAGAAGUAUGGUGAGAUUGAAAAGAUUGAACUUGCUCGUAACAUGCCAUCAGCGAAGAGAAAGGAUUUUGGAUUUGUCACAUUUGAGUCUCAUGAUGCUGCAGUGACCUGUGCUAAAAGUAUCAACAAUUCGGAACUGGGUGAUGGGGAUAGCAAGGCUAAAGUUAGGGCCAGGUUGUCACGACCGCUUCAAAGAGGAAAAGGAAGACAUGCUAGUCGUGCAGAUUACCGGUCUGGGCGAGGGAUUGGACGAAUUGUCAGGGGUUCAUGGAAUCGUCCAGCACCACGUAGUCUUCCAACACGCAGUAUGAGAGGAAUUGGGAUUCGUGUUCCGCCUUCUAGUGUAAAGAGACCUAUUGGAUUGAGGGAUAGACGCCCUGUUAUGGCUAUGCCAGCAAGAAGCAGGCCUUUACCACAUCCUAGGCAAUAUGAAAGGGGAGCACCUGUUCCUUCAUACCCAAAAAGUAGCUUGAAAAGGGAAUAUAGCAGACAUGAUGAGCUACCUCCUCCAAGGAGCAGAGCAGCUGUUGAUUAUGGUUCCAGGGUAGUUCCUGAUAGGCGCUCAUCCUAUAGAGAUGAGUAUUCAUCUCGUGGCUCUAGUUACCCUGAUCUGCCAAGAGUGUCUUCUCGUUCAGCGGGAAGGAGACCUUAUAUAGAUGAUGGUUACGGACAAAGAUUUGAAAGGCCUCUAAGUUACCGGGAAGGACGUGGCCGUGACUAUGAUUCUAUUUCUGGCUCAAAACGUCCAUAUCCUGCCAUGGAUGAUGUUCCCCCUCGGUAUGCUGACCCUGGUGUUCGCCAUUCAAGAGCUCGUUUGGACUAUGAACUUGAUGGUAGUGCUCCUCAAUAUGGGGAUGCGUAUGGGGAUAGGCUUGGAAGAUCUAGUCUAGGAUAUGGAAGCAGCAGAAGUUCCAUGUCCAGUCAGGAUACACAUGGGCUUUAUGGCAGCCGUCAGGGCAUGGGUUAUGGAGGAGGUUCAUUUGGAGGCGGUGAUGUUGAUGGAAUGUACUCGAGCUAUGGCAGUGACUACAUGCCCCGUGGAAGUGAUGUAUGCUUGUGACCUGGUUGACUUGUGAAACAUUUUUCUGCACUGGAUGUUUGUGUUUAUGUUCUUUGCUAUUAUGGCA